UUUCCAGUAGUAUCUGUUGUAGGCAAAAACUGAAGAAUUCUUCCUUGAUAAUCAUAUUUUCAACAUCUAAAUAUCGAACACACAAAGUUACUUGUUCGCUUCCACUAAUGUCGGCCGUUUCAUCAUUAUUGAUAUGGCAAGUGAAAAAAAUAUUUUUGGUCAAACAAAUGAAUCAAGCUUACAUAAGGUCAUACGCAGAGUUGAAGAAAUAUGGAAUCGUCGUUUCAUGCAUUCCAAUUGUGUUUUAAAUAAUACAAAUAAAGGACAAAUAUCAAAAAAGUCAACUAAAGAUGGAAGAAUUAUCUCAAUUAUUAAUAAAAAUAUUUAUCCUAUAAAAAAUUCCAUUAUUCCAAAAAAACGCACGUAUCGAAAAACGAAUAAAAAUGAUAAAAUUAUUCCAGAAAAAUUGAAUAUGAUGCAGCAAAGAGAAUUCGGAACACUUUUUCAGAAUGAAAAAUCUGAAAAAUAUAAAAAUGAAAUUUUAAAUUCAACAGAAAAAAAAAAUAUAGCAAUUUCAAAAGACAAUCCGCUAUUAAUAUCAGCUGAUUUGUUAGUAAAGAGUUUUCAUAAGAAAAAUUUGGAACGCAAAACAUCCGAAAUAAAAAAACAACUUUUUGAGAUAUCUUCUAAUACUACUGCUCGACCAAAUUUAAAAAGAAAUUCAUCCGAAGAAGAUGAAAAAGUCAUAAAAAAGCCAAAAGUUAGUUCUAAUCCUUUGACCUUAAAUACGCCGAAUGACGUAAAUUUACUUGCUCUGUCCACUAUUGAAGUAAUAAAAGUACCAGAGAAAGAAAAAGAAGUAAUGCAAGAUCAGAACACAAAAUCUCUUGAUCAGUAUAAUGCACCUUCAUUUAAAUCGCCCACAUCAUGGUAUACUUCAGACACAAUUAAUGAGUACAUUAAAAUGAUAGUAAAACGGUCAGAAGGUGAAGUUUAUGCAGUUGUCACUGAUUUUAUUGUAGCGUAUCUUCGAGGAGGUUAUCCAGCUGUAAGAAGAUGGAUAAAAAAAGAUAUUCACACAAUAAAAUUACUUUUUGUGCCCAUGAAUGUAUAUGAGAGUCAUUGGAUAUUGACAGUGGUUAAUAUACCUGAAAAGACUGUGACAUCAUAUGAUAGUCUUAAGUCGUAUAAGGGUCCCUAUCCAAUGGUAUUAAAAAAUUUCUUAAUUGAAUGGGAGAUGGACAAAAAAGGAAAAGCUUCUACAUGGACAUNAAAAAAAGGAAAAGCUUCUACGUGGACAUUACAAAUAGGCGAGACAUCUCGCCAAACCAAUGGACAUGAUUGUGGGCCAUUUACUGUUGAGCUAGCAGAAAAAAUGUCUCGAGGAGAUACAACACCAAUAAAUUUCUUGUUAUGUGAAUAUACAAAUAUUAUAAUAGACAGUUAUGGAUACAAUUAA
Molecule: messenger RNA, 1399 nt
Organism: Daktulosphaira vitifoliae (grape phylloxera)
Lineage: Eukaryota; Metazoa; Arthropoda; Insecta; Hemiptera; Phylloxeridae
Product: sentrin-specific protease 1-like
Exons: 8
Coding region: 134-1399 (421 amino acids)
Biological process (GO): protein desumoylation
Cellular component (GO): nucleus
Molecular function (GO): deSUMOylase activity
Source: RefSeq, a predicted model, not a curated record